UUCUUGUGACAGACGUGAAUUUUUCAUCGUUUUUUUCUUCUGUUUCUUCCCUUGUUCAAAGAAUUUCGCCGUUCGUCAUUCACAUUGUGUGUGUAUUAAAACAGUAUCAGUUCGGUCGUCACACAUUUCUCUUGGCCGAAUUUGCUUCUGAUUACACACCAAACCCUGAAAACAACCCGAAAACGGACUGAAUAACAAAAUUUAAUUGAAAGAUGAAAAAACCAAAUGCAUAGAAAUAUGAGCUUAAUCGAUAGCAAUCAAAAAGUAGUACACAUAUUCAUUGAUGCGAAUGUUAUUUGAUUGUAAUUAAAACUGAUUUUUCCGCGCAAAUCAAUUGUCAAAGUUAAACAAAACAUUGAAGUUUUCAAGUGGGUACUAUGCCAUACAAAACUACCGAUAAAAUCGAUUGUGAAUGAAAUAGGCGGAUCAAAAACAAAAAGAAAAUUUAUUAUAUUAUUUUAAAAUUGAAAUGGAAAUUUUGUGUUUUUAAUUGUAUAUUUUGUGUGUGCGUAUGCAUGAGUUUCGGCAAUUUUUUGUUCGGUUGUUUGUUUCCAAUGAUUGUACACAUUUUUCAAACUUACCUAUCCACCGAUCAGAACAAUUAAUUAAUUAGAAGUUCUGUUCGUUUAGUAUUGACGUAUAUCUUGGAAUGCAAGAUAGGUGAAAUCGGUUUUUUGUUUUUUUUUUUGUUUUUCAAAACGUAUGUACCCACAAAUCGGCAUCAGUUCAACUCUUUACUCAUUUACAAUUGAGAAUUAUUAAUACAACGUGAUUCGCCAACAUACAACAAACAACAUACGCUUAAUUUGUCAGUUUUAGAUUAUUAGCAAUUGCGCUUGAACAUGAAUUUCGAUAAUUUAAUUACGGAAAAUUUAGUAUUGAACAUUGUUAAAGACAAAUUACGGCAUGAUGAGAAUGUUAUAUCGAUAUGUGAAACUUAUCAAAUAAUAGGAGGAGAAUACAAAAAUCGUUUACUCGCUCUCGUUGCCCACGGUGAUACAUCGGCAAUUUUUGCAUUUGCGUCAUCUAAAUGGCCACCAGAACUCUUUUCCGAUCUAACAAUUGAAUGUGUUUACCCGCUAAACGAACAGUUUAUGUUGGAUACAAGCUCAUCGAGUAACAUCACUGAGUAUCAAUUCAAAAUACACUCGUCACAAGGCCAAUCCGUUUAUUACUACUAUCCAUUCAAAUCGGCGCAUGCAAAAAGUUUUAGCAGUUUUCAUGAGGAUUGCAAAGCAAUUUCAGCUAGCAUACCAAAGAUGAACGAUCCGGAACAUUUCAAAUGGACACAAAAAUAUCGACGCGAAGAUCAAUCGGCCAUUGAUCGCAACAUCGCCGAUGGUACGAUUACGUUGCAACGACGAGAAUCGAAAUUUCGAGAGGAACUCGAACGACGCGAAUUCGAAUAUAUUGUUCAUAAAGAUUUCACCAUUUAUACGGCCACAUGGAAUGUGAACGGGCGACCAUGCGGUGAUAUUGAAUUAAAACCUUGGCUCUCUGCAACUGAAAAUCCACCCGAUAUUUAUGCGGUUGCAUUUCAAGAACUAGACCUAUCACCAAAAGCAAUUACAUUCAGUGAAAAUCGACCGGAUCCCAUUUGGAUACGAAGAAUUAUGUCGAGUUUGAAUCCAAAUGCAAUCUAUGAAGAGCUGGUGUCGGUACGCUUGGUGGGCAUGAUGUUAACGGUUAUCGUUCGUCAAGAAUUACGUAAAAAUGUGUUGCGGUAUUCAACGCAAGCAGUCGGAACGGGUGCACUGAAUUUUAUGGGAAAUAAAGGUGGAGUUGGUGUGAGUAUGCAAAUAAAUGAAGCAUCCAUUUGUUUUGUAAAUUCCCAUUUGGCCGCACAUUCAAGUGAAAUUGAACGAAGAAAAGAAGAUCAUGAUGAAAUCAUUCGUCGCAUGCAAUUUGAAUAUGGUAUAUCACGCAGGUCGAUCGAUGAACACAACCAUAUAUUUUGGAUUGGUGAUUUAAAUUAUCGGCUCGUCGAUAAUCCACCACGUUCGGUGUUCGAUGUCAAUUUUUCAGAGAUUAUUAAACAUGAUCAGUUGUAUCAGGAAAUGCAACGUCGCCGUGUGUUUUUGAAUUAUACCGAAGGUGCCAUCAAUUUUCGGCCAACCUAUAAAUAUGAUCCGGGGACAGAUGAAUGGGAUAGUAGUGAGAAAAAUCGACCGCCUGCAUGGUGUGAUCGUGUCUUAUGGAAGGGAGAACGUAUUAGUCAAUUGGAGUAUAAUAGCGUGAUGUCAUUACGUUUGAGUGAUCACAAGCCCGUUUACGCAAUUUUCUCAACGGGGAUAAAAACUAAAGACGAACAAAAGUACAAACGGGUUCACGAAGAUGUUCUUAGGGGAAUGGAUAAAUAUGAAAAUGAUAAUCAGCCACAGAUUACUGUGGAAAAAACCGACAUUGAUUUCGAUAUUAUGCAGUUCAAUGAAUCAUAUACGCGUGAUAUAACUGUUGCCAAUAACUGUCAUUUACCAGUUCGAUUUGAAUUUCGCGGCAAAGAGGAAAACGGUAAAAAGAUUUGUGAGCCAUGGUUACAUGUGGAACCGACUCAUGGUGAACUCAUCACUGGUGACAGUUUGAGUAUUCGUUUCAAGAUCUUUAUCGAUGUGCAUCAUGCGUGGCGAAUGCAUCGAAAACAAAAGACCAGCAAUACCAAGGUUCCGUUGGACAUAUUGGUGUUGCAUGUCGAAAACGGACGUGAUAUAUUCAUAACAGUAUUGGGUGAAUAUCGGCCCAGUUGCUUUGGAUUUUCCGUUGAAACAUUGGCACGAUUACCGCAACCAGUAUAUGAGCUAGAUCUCAAGGAUUUACUCAAAAUUGAAAGCGAUCUAAACAGUAGUUAUUCAUCGUCUGUGUACAAAGUAUUGAAUAUUCCACGGGAAAUUUACCAAUUGGUCGAUUAUUUAAAUCGAAAUGGAUUGAGAACGCCAAAUCUUUUCACCGUCGAACGAAAGUAUGCCACAAAUCCACUGAUUAAUGAUAUUCGAGAUUGGUUAAAUCUUUGGUCACCAACUGAUUUUCCCGGGAAUCCAUACACCGCCGCCGAAGCUCUACUAAUGUUACUUGAAUCUCCACCUGAACCAUUGGCCAGCCCCAUGGAAGAAGAGUGUCUGUAUGCCGAAUCAUUUGAUAAAUGUUGUGAAAUAAUCAAAGUAUUAUCCGGACCCAAGAAAAAUACAUUCUUAUACAUUUGUAUGUUCUUGAAUGAAUUGCUGAAGUUCACCCCACAAAAUCGUCUUGAAUCUAUAAAACUUGCCACAAUAUUUGGUCGCGUUAUGUUGGAUGGCCAUGGGAAUUCAUCCAAAUCAAUAUUUCGUUCGUUAACCGAAAAAGAUCGCGACGAACGACGAACGGCUUUUAUGCACAAAUUUUUAUGCAAUGAUAUUAAAGAUUUUGCCCGUGAUGUAUUAACAGCGCCAAUAUAAAUCUAAAUAACUAUUCAUAGAAUCUGCCAUCACCUAUAAAACAAUCCAGUUCAAAGAGAAAAUGAUUAAGAAGUCAAACCCACGAUAGUCACCUCAACCUUGUAAAUAGAUGUAAAUAAAUCUAGUUAAAAUUGAAAAACAAAAUCCAAUUUUACCACCCAAUUAAUGUUCCCUUCAUUAGAUCCAUUGUUAUUUGCUUCAUUGGCGAAUUGUCUGUCGAAAAAAAUACCCACUUUCUGGUAUCAUUACUAACGGCACUAAAAAAAAAUUCAAUAAAAAUUUGAAAUACCUUUUGUAAAAUUCCAAUAUUAUUCUACUCAAUGUGAAAAUAUUGUCUUGUACUUGGACUCGAUUUGGAAACUUCUUCA
Molecule: messenger RNA, 3796 nt
Organism: Contarinia nasturtii (swede midge)
Lineage: Eukaryota; Metazoa; Arthropoda; Insecta; Diptera; Cecidomyiidae
Gene: Ocrl
Product: type II inositol 1,4,5-trisphosphate 5-phosphatase
Exons: 13
Coding region: 843-3428 (861 amino acids)
Biological process (GO): signal transduction; phosphatidylinositol dephosphorylation
Cellular component (GO): membrane
Molecular function (GO): phosphatidylinositol-4,5-bisphosphate 5-phosphatase activity
Source: RefSeq, a predicted model, not a curated record